Molecule: messenger RNA, 1404 nt
Organism: Thlaspi arvense
Lineage: Eukaryota; Viridiplantae; Streptophyta; Magnoliopsida; Brassicales; Brassicaceae
Source: the annotation of a GenBank genome assembly
AUGACGACUAAAGCUAGUGUUUGGAGAAGGCUAGUUACUUGCUUAUCCUCCCUUAAAUUCUACUUGAACGUCUUGUGCCUCGUUGUCACUGUUGUUGUUCUUCUCCAAAUCUCUUCAUUUCAAAUAACUCAACACUCCAUUUCACUCCCUCCUGCUCUACUGACAUACUGGAAACACCAACAACAACCUGAAUCAAUAUCUCACAGUGAAAAAGCUUACUUGGUGGAGAAGCUACGUGAAUCGGUGACAUAUCUUCCUCUCAAGGACUACCGUUUUUCAAAGAAACCACUCGAGGGUCAUACUUGGUUCAUGAGCUCUCUCUACGAUAACCAAACGAAAGGCGAGGCUCAGUAUCAAGAAUUUCCUUCAGAAUCUUCGAAAGGAAGGCUUUUGUGCUUGAAAGGGGUCGAUGAGCAUGAUGGGUCAUGGAACUACUACGCGCUCGCUUGGCCUGAAGCCCUUCCGGUCAAUGCAAUUCUCCAGGAGGGCUUGACGUUCGUGUCUUAUAAUCAAUACGACUACGGUAACUUGUGGCAUGGACUAACGGCAGUAGUCCCGUUUGUUUCUUGGAGCUUAAGAAACCAACGUGAAAAGCCUCAAAGAUGGGUUUUGUACCACUGGGGAGAACUAAGGUUCGGGAUGGGGCACUGGUUGAGCGAGAUCAUCACAGCGACUUACGGUCAAGAACCGGAAAUAUUACGGUUUGUAGAUGAGGACAAACCGGUUUGCUUUGAGAAGGCGGUUGUUAUGAGACACAAUGAAGGUGGAAUGUCAAGGGAGAGACGAAUGGAGGCUUUCCACCACGUUAGAUGCGAAGCGAGGAACUACUGUAACAUCAGCUCAUCGGAGACAUCAAAACCGGGAAUCGGUAUGACAUUGCUAUUGAGAACCGGAUCGAGAUCUUUCAGAAACGAGUCAACGGUGAUCGAUGUCUUCAAAAAAGAGUGUGGGAGAGUAGAUGGGUGUGAACUAAAUGUUUCGUAUUCGAAUAAUCUAACAUUUUGUGAGCAAGUGGAGCUGAUGAAGAAGACCGAUGUGUUAGUAUCACCACAUGGUGCACAGCUCACAAACUUGUUUCUAAUGGAUAUGAACAGUAGCGUGAUGGAGUUUUUCCCUAAAGGAUGGCUCAAGCUUGCAGGAGUUGGUCAGCUUGUGUUCCAGUGGGCAGCUAAUUGGUCAGGGAUGAGACAUGAAGGCUCUUGGCAUGACCCCGUUGGGGAAAUAUGUCAGUUUCCUGACACCGAUAGGCGAUGUAUGUCGGUCUAUAAGAACGCUGUGAUCGGAUACAAUGAGACCUAUUUUGGUGAGUGGGCGAGAAGCGUUUUGGGGAAGUUAAGCAUUAGAAAGAAGCAGGAGAUUCCGGAACAGAACCAAGGUUAUGAUUCGCUAGAUGUAUGUCCUUGA